UUUGUAAUAACGUCACCGUGACUUGCCGAGGAGCUCCCGACGCAACAGCUUACAGCUCCAAUCCCCCCGACUGCAGAGGAGCAGCUGUCCUAGCACGCACAAUUGCCUUUCAUGAAUACCCUCAUCGCAAGAAGACCACUACUGAGACAGAAAAUCGCCACCGUAACAGCUGCACUCACGUUCGCCAACGCUAUGCAUAUCCAGUCGAUUCCCAUGUGGGUGGGCAGUAGUAACAACUACGCCUACCUGGUCAAGGACGACAAGACCAACGACGCCGUCAUCAUUGACCCAGCCAACCCGUCCGAGGUGACGCCCGUGUUGCAGAAGGCUAUCAAGAGCGGCGAGAUUAACCUCACGGCCAUUGUCAACACGCACCAUCAUUGGGACCACGCCGGCGGAAACAAGAAGCUGCAAGGCGAGCUGGGCCUGGAUAAGCUGGCCAUCAUCGGCGGCAAAGAUUGCGAGGGCGUGACGCGGACGCCGGGCCACGGCGAGUCGUUCAAGAUUGGCGAGGGCAUCGCCGUCAAGGCGCUGCACACGCCGUGCCACACGCAGGACAGCAUCUGUUGGUUCAUGCAGGACGGGGAUCAGAAGGUUGUUUUUACGGGCGAUACGCUCUUCAUCAGCGGCUGCGGCAAAUUCUUCGAGGGUAACGCGGAGGAGAUGCACAGCGCGCUGAACAAGACCCUGGCCUCGCUGCCCGACGACACGGUCGUGUUUCCCGGCCACGAGUACACCAAAUCCAACGUCAAGUUCGCCGCGUCGGUGCUGCAGAACGAGGCGAUUCAGAAGCUGCAGGCUUUUGCGGAGAAUAACAAGGAGACGCAGGGCAAGUUUACGAUUGGGGAUGAAAAGAAACACAACGUCUUCAUGCGCGUCGAGGACCCCGAGAUUCAGAGGGUGACGGGGGAGAGCGAGCCCGUUUCCGUCAUGAAUAAGUUGCGCGAGAUGAAGAAUAACUUCAAACAGUCCACCUCCUGAUUCUAAAAUUUGACAUGACGGGGCAUGGUAGGUGAGGCCGGGAAGUCUAGGCCAGAGACCACUUUUAUCAGAGCUGGAGAAUGGUUGUGUUGCAAGAGCACUCGCUUGCCCUUGGAAUCAAAAGAAUAGCCAAUCACAUCUUUGACUGCUCUUCACACAAACAUCAAAGUUAUCAAUAU
Colletotrichum phormii is the source of this 1160-nucleotide messenger RNA. Its product is annotated as hydroxyacylglutathione hydrolase. Gene Ontology annotation, molecular function: hydroxyacylglutathione hydrolase activity. NCBI's taxonomy places the organism in Eukaryota, Fungi, Ascomycota, Sordariomycetes, Glomerellales, Glomerellaceae. The record is from RefSeq and is a predicted model, not a curated record. The transcript has 11 exons. Bases 112 to 981 code for a protein of 289 amino acids.